UCAUCCGUCUUAUUUUUAUGGUCAUCCGUCUUAUCAUCCGUCUUAUCAUCCGUCUUAUUUUUAUGGUCAUCCGUCUUAUCAUCCGUCUUAUUUUUAUGGUCAUCCGUCUUAUCAUCCGUCUUAUUUUUAUGGUCAUCCGUCUUAUCGUCCGUCUUAUUUUUAUUGCCCGCCGUCUUAUCAUCCGUCUUAUCAUCCGUCUUAUUUUUUUUUGUCAUCCGUCUUAUCAUCCGUCUUAUUUUUUUUGUCAUCCGUCUUAUCAUCCGUCUUGUUUAUUAUAUAUCAUCUUUCUUAUUGUUAAAAUGAACAUUACAAGGGAUCAAGCCCUCUGUAUGUUUUUUUAUGAAGAAUGUACUGACGACAACAUCAAAAAAUGCAAAGAACGGUUUGAAAAGUGGGGGGAUGUCGAAAUAUGUUACAAUACAUCUCCAAAGGAACCAGUUGUUGUUUCAAACACGCGAAUAGUUGGUGAUCCUUUUACAUACAGAAAAUAUCGAGAAUCUCAAGAUCCAAGCUUAGUGGGUGAAGUCAGAAAAAGAAAAAUAUAUGAAUUGAAAACAACUGCACAAGUAAAGAUUUUUUUAAAUGAAGCAUUUUGCUGUGCAGAUCCUAAUAAUGCCAAGGCCUAUAAACCUAAAUUGCUGUCAACAAUGGAAAUCUAUGAAACCAUCCAACAAUACACAUCACUAUUCAGCAAACGAAGUGGGCAAUCUUUUGCAAGAUGGUGCUCAGUCAAUAAUGUAUCAUUUUUAAUUGCAAAAGAAGACAGAAAUACGAAAAUUAGAAAAAGAAAGCUUUAUGUACUAGAUGAUAUGUAUUAUGUACAAGGAGUCCAUCUUGCAUCUGAAAAAAAAUGGUUAUGAAGUCAUCGGCUACGCGCGCAAAUCCCCAGAUGGCAGUGAUCCAGCAACAAGAUUGCAACACCUACAGCAAAUGGUCAAUAAUCUCCGUGAACGCUCCCUUGUUGAUAAAACUUACGUUUCAAUAUCUAGUCUUGCAUCCUCGCCGUUUAACGAAAGGGAUUUGAAUGUAGUUGACGAUAUGGAAAAACUUGAACAUGUAACAGGAAAUACUCAAGGUAAAUUAAAACUAUAUAGCUGCAAAACCCAUCACUGACAUUCUAGUUGAUUCACAAUAGAUAUGCUUGAGUAUAUUCAAGCCGUCGAUCAUAAUGUUUGUUUGGUUUCCAUUGAUUUUGCUGGUCUUUCGUCACGUUCACAUAUUGUGAAAGAUUUCUUGGUUUUUUUUUAUUGAAAGUAUAUAUCUUAGUUUUUUUUUUUUUUUUUAUUGAAAGUAUA
Messenger RNA from Halteromyces radiatus, 1295 nucleotides. RefSeq lists its product as uncharacterized. NCBI's taxonomy places the organism in Eukaryota, Fungi, Mucoromycota, Mucoromycetes, Mucorales, Cunninghamellaceae. The transcript is spliced from 3 exons. The record is from RefSeq and is a predicted model, not a curated record. The coding region runs from base 18 to 860 and encodes 280 amino acids.